Molecule: messenger RNA, 10516 nt
Organism: Ochlerotatus camptorhynchus
Lineage: Eukaryota; Metazoa; Arthropoda; Insecta; Diptera; Culicidae
Exons: 9
Coding region: 297-9518 (3073 amino acids)
Source: RefSeq, a predicted model, not a curated record
UAGAAGAGUUUUUUAUGUGUGCCAGAGGUUCUUGCGAGAGUCGACGACGAACUAAAGAAAAAACUCUUUUUUCUCAUUGUACGCCUUAUUAAUUUGAUGUGUGUGUAUUCGGAAACGGAUUCUUACCGGCCCGUUGGUUAAAAGCGGUAAUAAAAUUGUUAAAUAGCUCGUCCAGUUCCGGCAGCGAUCCAUCGGAAAUCCACGGGGAAAGCGGCGGAAAAAUUCGCGACUCGCGACGACGACACAGAAAAGUGCGGUCAGCGCGAAGGGGCCGAAGGUGCGGCGCGGUAAAAAAGAUGUCUUCUGCCCUGCUACAGGAAGCCUCCUCAGCAGCCACAGCAACGAGCGCACUGACCACAACACUGGAAUUGCCAAAUGGAUCUCCUGGAAGUCCUCAGCAGCAGCAGCAAAGCUGCAAUGAGAAGGACAUUUCCUAUUGGCAGCGCUCUUUAGAAGUGCUUGCACAGAAAGUGAUUGUUGGCGAUACGGUUGUUGUGAAGAAGGAAAAGAAGAACUCGGUCCCGUCCUCGGCGCUGGUUGAGGAGGAUCAGGUACUGCAACAGCAGCAGCAAACUAGUGGCAAUCAGCAAGACUCUGGGGUUGAGCUGGAUGCUUCCAUUCCGGCUGAUGUUGUUGCCGCUGAAAUGGAAGGCGAUGGCAAUGAAGACGGGGAAGAUGGCGAUGCAAGUGACACUUUGGAAGCAGUGGAAAAACAACAACAAAAACAGCACGACAGUAAUCUCUUCCGGCUGAGCUGCUGCUGUGGUGCUUGUUUCAACUACCGGGAAACCAUCAUUCAGCUGUUUGUGGAGGACUUCGAGUAUAAUACCCUGUGGGAGCGGCUGCAGUUGCUGAUAAAAAAGUUUUACGACUUUAUUCCGGAGCAAAACGAAUCGCUACUGUACAGUCGCUACAUGGAGUUGAUGGAGAAGUCGUCCCUCAAGUGGCUGACCGACGGACGGAUCAACACCAAGAAGAACAUUCAAAUCUCGCUCGGUUCGAACUUGCCACUGUCGAAUGAGAUGACGUUCAUUUUGGUGUUCAGCAUGCUCUACACUCGCGAUCCGCACCAGCUGUUCGAGCUGCUCUGUCUGCAGUUACGGUCGAUCGUGAAAGCCUACAGUCAAGGACUGCAGGAUCUGAUCACCGAAACCAGCGACGGCGAGUUGCAGUAUAAUCCUACGGAGCUGCUCAAUUAUAUCCUCGACGGUUACGACAAGCUGUGCCAUUCGGCCAAGUCGUUGUCUCCGUUGUUGUUCGAGCUGCAACGCGGUCAUUUGCAGCAAUUUUCGCUGACUUGGUGUCUGAUCAACAAGCGAAUGUAUCAGCGGUUUGUGUAUCUCGAAGUGCAACGGAUCAUUCCCGAGUGCAUACUGAAGUUGAAGGAAUUGCUCUUCGAUGAGGAAUAUAAAACGAUGGUCUACCGGUUUAUUCAAUUUGACGAUGAGAUGAACUCCACUUCGCAGAUUUGGCGAGAUGUUUGGUCCUUGUUGCAUGAUUACCACAAGGCUAAGGAGGAUUCGGCACGAAGGAAGCGGGUCAGCUCAGCCCACUCGUUACUGGUGGCAGUGAAGGAGUCGGAUUUCAACUUUGAUCCUGAAGUGCUGCGACAAAGGGAUCGGCCCAUCGUGGAGUGGUUAGCCCUGGAGGAUCGAAAUCUGGUCUGGCAUUAUGUGGUGCAUUGUCUCAAGACGAAGUGGAUCACUUGCACCAAUCCCCGGAUGGCGGCCACGAUCGAAAACAUUCAGUGUCGGAAGUGUAACUUUGCGUUGGCCACUCAUUAUGUUGAAUGCAACUGUUGCACUUGUCUAAUCGCCGGUGGUACCUGUUUGGGCAAGUCUAAGGAGCAACUAUACUGUGCAAAGUGUUCAUUUUUCAAAAAGUUAGAUCGGGAUUAUCUGGACUACAUUGGGGAGUUUUUCAGCAAACCUCUCAGUGACAAACAGGCUCUAGAAAGAAGGCACGUAAAUGGCAUGACGAAUUCUUCCCCUUCCGGAUCGUCCUCAAGUUCUAUUACGGAAAUUGCGUUACCAGACUCGUCCGAAGCGGAGCAGCAGCAGCAACAGCAAGCUGAAUGUGGUUGUUCUUCUCCGGCGAAGGACGAGGACAGUUCAAGUUCCACUGUGGUAGCUACAAGCAAUGCAUUGGUUGAUAAUACUAGUCUCUACCAUAUCUCGUGGGCCAUUUUCAAGCAUCUGCCGGAUCGGGUACCGUACACUUGGACGACACUCGAACCCAAGCGGUUUUGCAUCUUCCAAAGCGAACCGUGUAAAAUCAAUGCAUGUCGGGUUGCGAUCAACAUUAUCGCUAUGCUCUACCCGUUGAAUUUGUCCAAGUUUCUCAUCAAGUCCUAUCAUCCUCUGAAGGAAGAGGAGCGAAGGAAGAUGGCCGAGAAUUGGAACAUUGAUGUGAAGAAUUUCAUGCAGAGGUUCUGCGAUGACAUCAAUAAACGCUGGCGAACGGAAGUAGCCGACCGGAUUCAUCCGUUGCAUUUUCUCGACUUGCUGUGGGAAUCGGACGAUUCCGAGUCGGCUCUGCUGAGUGAUAUGGCGUCCGCCUUCGCCGAGUGGUUUCUUAUAGAUUUCCAAUUUCCGCAGCGCAAUGUCAUCUAUCAGUAUUUCACCAAGUUCUUCUUGGCGAAGGGUACCGACAUUGAGUUCGACAUGAAAUGUUUCGAAAGCGUUUCCGGCUCGCGGUUAUUCAACUGGAGCACACCGGCUUCCCCAUUGAGGCAGCUAAUAGCCAACGAUAUGCAGAGCAAGCUGCUCGGUGUAAACUGGAGCUCCAUUCUGCCGGAGGAAGCGUUGGCUGCUAUCAACGGUGACGAUCUACCAAUUACGGCCAAGCUGGAGGGAAUUACAUCCGGUGGGGUUCUAGUUGCUACAGCUACCAGCCCGGCAACGGGUCCCAGUUCGGCAACGAUGGCGGCCGCAGUCAUUGAACCGAUCGUGAAACUCUGCAGCGACGAUGGUGCCAUCUGCAAGGACUGCAAGGAAUGCUUCACCGACACCGUAACGAAAUCGGAGAUUUUCGAAAAGGAAAUCAAGAAACCAUUGGUCGAGGCGUUAAAACUUGCGGCGAGUAACAAAAUACUCGAAACGGAGCUAAAGACCCUUCAAAAAGAGCACAGUAUGCUGAAGGACAUGGUUCGAGAUUUGGAGCAAAUACACGAGCAAAAGCACAGCAAUGCAACCCAGCAGUGCGGCAACGGAAACAGUAGUAGCAGUAGUACUAAUAGCAACGGUAAUAGCAACAACACCAACAAUAGCAGCAGCAGCAGCAGCAACACUAACAGCAACAACAGCAAAUCGGCAAACGUAGCUAAGAACAGCAACAGCAGCAGCAGCAGCAGCAGCAGUGGCACUCCUACCACCCAAACCGAAAAUGGAAACAGUACCGCUUCCAAAGGCACAGUUUCUUCCAGCAGCGGAAGUAUACCGUCUUUAGCUUUGGUGGGGUCUGCUAGUCACGCUCCGCCCAGCAAAUCUGGUGCCUCCGCUAGCCCUGCCAAGGCAAUGUUAAAUCAAGCAACCAAUACUCCCUCCAAGGUCGCUCCCAAAGGAACAGCCCCGGCAGGUGUAACCUCGCAACAACCGACGGGUAAAGUGGUAACGAAAACUAUCAAUACAGCGCCGAAGGUUGGUGCGGUGGUAACAGCUGGAUCCAGCGCUGCUUCCGGACCCACGGCAACCGCACCUGGUAAGGUAAGUUCAAAGUCUACCAGUACGCAUCCCUCGCCUGCUGUUGGCACUGGCGGAGUGUCUCCUCCGGCACCGACAUCGGCGGUAGCUGCAACGGCAACCGCAACAGCACCGGCAACGGCGAUAGCAACUCCUUCCACGAGCACCAGCACCGCCGCAACUAGUGCAAACAUUGUCCAGUCCAAGGAGGAGCACAAGAAAUCCUGCCACCGAGGGGCCAAUGGUGGCGAGAAAGGGGACGGUUCAUGCGUGUGCUACUAUUGCACACUGUUCGGUCAGAGUGUUUGUUUGGAAUGCAACCACAACCAGCGAACGAACGAAACGCGCGAUCGAUUGCGAAAGAAAAUCAAGCAACUCCAGAGCAACAAAGAUAACCAGCUGAAGUCGUUGAAUCUGAAAAACAUCAAGAUUCCACCCAGCGCGAUGCUGAAGAAAAUCAACACCAACAAAAGCAACUCAACGAACGCGGUAACUACCAACACCGCUACCACAAACAACAACAACAACAAUAACAACAACAACAACAACAGCAGCAGCAGCAGUAGCAGUAGCACCAGUAGUACCACUAGUAACAACACCAACGGAAACCAGGUGACGACAGCGGUAAGCAAAGAACCGUCGUCGGGAAUCACAUCGAAAAUGGAAGCCUUGAAGAUUAGCAAUAACAAGAUACCGGUGGCAACAGCUGCUGGGCUUGUUACGGCCGCCAAGGCUCCCGUAGUUACGAAGGCUCCCGUGAACAAAAUGAACAUUGCGGCAAGAGCACCGGAGAUGGCUAUUAGUGCUCGGGAGGUACCUCCGGUUCAACCUCACGCGGUGCAGCCGACUUUGAGGCCAAGCACAAAUAAUGCAGCAUCCUUCCUAAAUGUAGCUCCGAAACCCGUGGAGGAAACCCUGGAUGCGUUGGUGCGGUACAUCGAAGGCGACUACGAUGACGAAAAGCAGAAGGACAACAAAAAGACAGCAAAGAAGGUGAAACAGAAGCACAAAAAGCAAGAGCUCAAGAAGAUUACCGAGCUUGGAGAGCUCAGUCAGAAGUUUUCCGAGUUUCAUCUGGAGGAGCAGAAAGCACAGAAACGGCUACAGUUUCAGCAGAAUCUUAAGAAGAAGGACAAAAACCAGCUUCUAGAUGACAUCAAAGCCUACGAAGUCAAGAAGUUCCAGUUACAAACGGACAUCAACAGCCUGGUGACCAGUAUCCGGAGUAACAAUCCGGAAUUCAGCUUUAAAAUGGAUGAAGGGUCUCCACAAAGUGAAAGGAAGAAUGGUAAGGAAAAGUCAGAAACCGGAAAGAAGUCUUCUCCCCCAGUUCCGGCGGUGCCACUGGAGACAACUCAGCAACUUCCUCCCAAGCUACAGCAGAAUAUCAAUCUACUACAGCAACAGAAGCAACGACAACAGCAGCAGCUUCUUCAGCAACACCAACAGCAGCAUCAGCAGCAAUCUACGAUGAUGAUGCCACAGGAUAAUGUCAGCAUAGAUCCUGCCCGACGUAUGGUCACCAUCAAGCGAACCUUCCUGCCACAUUCGGAACCGCAGGUAACCGUUACGGCGAAGGGACCUUCCCCGGAUCAGGAUCAACUGCUGUACACAUUUAUUAAUGGUCAGCUUGUUUCACCGGACUCGUCUUCGGGUAAGGGCCAGGCUCCCACCAAGCAACAAAUUCAAAACCAUUUGGAUCAGCUAACCAUGAAGAUGGCAGCUGGUGAUAUUAAACAGCUCAACGAUCUGAUCGCGAAAAGUCAAUUCUCAAGCGAUACGGAUGUUUGGAUCACGGAGAAGCUGCUGAAGCUUAGUCUCCGGGAUCAGUCGCAAAAUCAACAGGCGCAGUCGAUACGAGAAAUUGACGAGCUGAUGCAAAAAAUACAGCACCAGACUACCGGUGGGGCAACGUUGGACAAGAAGAAGAAGGAUGACAUUGUCACGCUAAUCGGUAGGAUGUCCGAUCGGUUAGGUCAGAUCAGAAACAAGGGGAAGAAUUCCAUGAGCGAAGCCCAGGCUAAGGCUGCUGCGCAGAUGCUUCAGAAAAUGACUAAAAAGCUAGAACAAGACUACGCUGCGAUGAGUGGUGACGAGGGGAAAAAGAAGAAAAAGAAAAAGAAGAAAGAUAAGUUGGCGGAUGAGAUCGAUGAAAUUGAUGAAAUCGUUGCCAAGUUGGACGGGUUGGAUGUCGGCGGGGGGGCGUCGAAGAAGGGCGACUUGAGAAAGACGCCAGAGAAGGCCCUGGGAAAGAUCCUGAAUAGGAAGCUCAGCAAGGACUCGAUAAGCUCCAGCGGAAGUACGCAGAAGCCGAAGGAAGAGAAGGAUCAAAAGAGCAAGGACAAGAGCAAAGUUGAUGACAGUAAGGAGCGAGACAAGAAAGCUUCUGCUAAAGAGAAGCACACGAAAAGGAAACUGGUGCGAAAGAAGAGUGAGGUUUACAUCGAUCCGGAGUUCGAUAACAACGCAUUCAAGUUGUUAAACCUGGAGGACACCGAAUCCGAUGAAGAAGUCGAAGUUGAAGUGGGUGUAGUUGAGGUGAUUCAGAAAGAAGUUUCUGUGCCUGUGCGAACGCCUUCACCAGUUCCGGUGCCUGAACUACCGAAGGUUGAAGAGCCACCAAGACCACCGACUCCACCCAGUCCGGUCCCGGUGCCAUCAACUACAACGGGCAACAAGAAAGCUAACAAAAAGAAAAACGAAAAAGUAAAAGAACAUGCAAUUGCUCCGGCGUUAGCUCCGGCCAAGGAUGUCAAACAGGUUAAAAAUAAAGAGAACCUAGCACCUCAGCCGACACCGCCAGUUCAGAAAUCUUCUAAAAACGCUCAUAACACUGCCAACUCACAACAACCAAACGUCAACAAGAAGCCCGCUGCUAGCGUUGCUCAAGUGUCCGAAAAACCAAUGCUCGAUAAUCCCAACCUUUCCAAGCGCCAGAAGAAGCUUCUCAUGAAGCAGCAAGAACAAGCCAAACCAACACAAUCUCAGCCCCAGCAAAAGAAACAGCAUCAACCGGCAGCCGCCAAUCGGCAUAUCGAUAAAGCGAUGAAAAAUGCCGAUAGGCUCUCGAAGGCGGCAAUGAACGAUCGCCGAUCGAAGGUCAACAUCAGUGCCGAUACGACGCUGGAACUGAUACAUGAUUCCAACAUGUCGUCCUCAUCGUCGUCGGUACCUUCCAAAACUGGUACCAGUGCCACUCUGCCGAAAAUUCCAAACACCUUCCCACCGGGCGACACCUCCUUUGGGGCAAGCAUCAUGGAUCAGUUGAGCCGUGGAAUCCGAGUGGAAGGGCUUCAACUGCCACCUGGUAUCACGCUCACGCGGGUAGAUGCCGCCCAAGCGGAAGCCAUCAAGGCUAAACGGGAGUCGAUAAAGAAGAUUUGUGAACCGAUGCAGCCGGUUCAGCCACCAGAACCGCCUGUGGUGCCUCCGCCAGUUAUGAUGGGUUCAUCCGGAAUGUACAUGAUGAACCCAAUGAUGGCUCCUCCGGUAAUGAUGAACUCCGCUCCGGGUCAGGAUGCCGUUAUCAUGGUCGAUACCAACAAGCUUAAAGGAUCUUCUGGGGACGGCGAAAAGAAACCCAACAAGAAGAACAAACGCAAGAAUAAGAACAAAAAUAAGAAUGAUCCCUCGAAGGACGGUGGUCAGUCCAAAUCCGACGGUAAACAGAAAAACCAUAAGGGAAACAACAACGUUGUCACCCUUCGGAAUCCAAUGUUCCAAGGUGGCUCCGCGAGGCCUACUCCUGCAGCCGCGGCCGAACCGGCUGGUACUCGACAUCCCCUGGGCUACGAUCAACGGGCAACGAUUUUCAAGAAUGACAACGGUAUGUUCACUAUUCGCAAUCCGGCACUGCAUCAGGCCCUGGCCGGUGGAGUGCAACCGUCGACCAGUGGAUUCCGGCCGUUCAACACCAACUAUCUGGUGGAGAACGGAAUAGUUCCACCGCAGGUCUCGGCGGCCACCAGUAACGUCACCACGGCUAACUAUCUGCAGCAACAGCAGUCGGCCAAGGAGAUGAGCCUGCUGGCGGAUGGACCGUCUCAUGUCAGUCCGCCAUUCUCGGCCACGAUUGAACCUCCACGGAAGUGCAACACGGCCAUUGGCAGUGAGAUGAAAAAUGCCCAAAAACAAAAGCAGCAGCAGCAGCAACAACAACAACAACAACAGCAGCAGCAGCAGCAGCACCAACAUCAUCACCACCACCACCAUCACCAGAGUUCGUGGCAACAAUUGAACGGAGUAGGUUCACCAGCGGAUGGCGGCAUUAACCUGUACAAUCCACUGUCAGCUGUUACCGGAACCGGUCAACCUCAACGAUGUUACUCACCGUUUGAAAGCCUACAGUACGGACUGAGUGGUAGCCAAGAAUAUGGUGGUAGCACUCCGAAUCCUUCGACCAGUUAUUUCCCAAUGAGUUCGCCAUCAUCGACCGUGAGUGCAAUCGGCUCCGAAAGGUCACAGGCACGGGCGCAAGCGGCCGCAGCCAUGUCGGUGGGCAAUGAGCACAGCUGCAGGAGAUUAUUCGGAGGAAAUAGUUCCUCCGUUAGUGUUGGAUCCUGCAGCGGUGGACACUGUUGUGAUGAGUCGCCAGGUGGUGGUCCCUUCUACGAUGGAUUGGGUGCGGGUUCUUCUUCCACGAAUCAUAAAUAUGAUGAUUUGUCUUUCCUGCAGAACCUGCAGCCCGGUCAGCGUUUGAAUAGUGAGGUUACCAUUCACAACAUCAACGAGUCAAAGUUCUUGCGCCAGCAGAGCCAAAAUCUGUCCAAUGAUAUUGAAAUUACACGAAUACCGGCAGCGGGAAGUAGUUCCAUGACAUCUUCCGGCUUUAGCCACCCAACCCAAGCGACCCACCCACUGCUAAUGUCUCCGGUAGGGUCUACCAUCAGUAGUGAGGCGGCAACCGGUGUGACGUCUAAUGCUACCAGCAGUGGUACCGCCGGGGACUCUGCAAAUUUGCUUGCCCUGAACGAUAUCGAGACGAGUUUGUUCCUACAAAAGUACCAACAACAGCAGAUGCAGUUGCAGCAGCAGCUGCAGCAACAGAUGCAACAACUUCAGCUGCAGCCCAUCAGUCGGCAGCAGCAGCAACAGUUACUCGGAGAAUAUGGAGAAAAUAUAUUUGCGCCAAACCAGAUGGUCAACCUCAACGAGCUGGAAUCGGAGGAGCGUGACAUUGAAUCGUUCAAGCGCUUCAACUACUAUUUCGAUCCACCGAAAAACAAGCCCAAAAUUAAUCUGAACGUAAAGGACAUUGUGGUGACGAAUAAGAAAUCUCCGGGUGCUUCUGCGUCGGUUACUGGCGGCAACCACGUUGGUGGUUCUAAUGGCAGCGGUGGAAGCAGCAGUAGUAGCAGUAUCAGCAACGAUAACAAUCCCGGUGGCGUUAGUAUCGGUGAAGAUAUCCAACCAAUUCGGCCUCAAGCCCCGAUUGGCACACCCUCGCAGAAGGGUCUUCAUCAACAGCAAAGCACUCCGGCUUCGUCGGUUGGGACGGGUGUAUCUACAAUGCUCUACCCAGCUACAUCGGACAGUCCGGCUUCGUCGGCAUCGAUCUUUGACGGAAUCUCUUCAUCGAUGAGUAGCCACGCCCACUCGUGUGAUGACCUGUACAACGAUUUGCUCAGUUCGACGGGUAAUCUUAGUUUGAAUUUAAAUCUGAAUUUGACCCAACUGCAACAGUCCAACUCGGAUCCGAUCGCAUACGACAGUGGUGCGUUCGGAGUGGGUACGGCCGGUAGAGCACCCAGCUUGGGCAGUGUUGUAAGUUCCUCAAACGGAACAGGAGCUGGGAAGCCUUCGGCGGCUGAACUUGCCCAAAGUAUUAUCAGCAAUUGAAUCGACAUCGUGUAGUAGUGUAAUGUGUGAUUGGUGGAAUAUUCUCGCGAUCGUUCCUAGAAAUCCAAACUGAACAAUAGACAUUGUAUUGCCAGUUGCAAUUUGCCUUCAAACAGAAGUGCCAUAGAAACCAUAAAACCAUUUUGCCAACACUCAGUUAAUUAGGGAAGCACCGAGGAAAUUAACGGAUUUGUAGGGCGCUAGAAAGGGAACCUCUGCCAGCUCAAAACUACACGAAAAUGCAAAUUUGACUGCCACUUGGUGGAAUUCCCACCUGCCCGGUGCCAGGGAAAUAUCAUGUCAGAUGAGUUGGCGAAACCUAUCUUCUAGUAUAUUCUGAUCGUAAAUGCCGACUAUCUGAUAGGGUAUUUUUGCUGGUAGCCCCGUAAAAUUGUGAAGGCUUUUUUGUCUUCAAAUGAAAAUACAAACUUUAACACCUCUUCGAGAGGUUACUCGUCCGUAAUGAUGCUUUCACCCACGUGUUACUUGUUCAAUACUCUCCCAUACCGUAUCACAUUCUGCUGAUCAUGUUAGAUCGAAAAUGUUGCAUGCCUAUGCAUAGAUGAAUCCGAUUGUAAGAAUAAUGUGUCCUAUGACUCAUUUUAUUUUAAUUUUUGAACGAUUGGUUUAGUAGAUACCUACAUAUGCAUCAACAACUACCACUGCUAUCACAACAGAAAAUAGUUACACCGAAAGGGUGAAGUGCGUUUCAUCCAAAGCUGCGUCUUUAAGUUGUCCAAACGUACUAAAGUUGAUGACGAAUCAUAUACAUAACUCGCCGCGUGUUGCAGAAUAUCCACAACACCAAUACGUUUUGCUGUUCUGAAAUCGAAGAAGUGUAAAAACUACCUUGCAGAAAACAGAUCAAACAAAUUUGAAGCGAAAAAUGCUUUCAGACCUAAGAAACAUUGAGAACAAUGUUGCUCCAAGUGUUGCUCUAACUAAAUAUUGUAAAUACCUUCAUUCACAACCGAGGGAAAACAACAAUGAAAAUGAAA